Nomia melanderi (Alkali bee) is the source of this 1673-nucleotide messenger RNA. Its product is annotated as endocuticle structural glycoprotein SgAbd-2. The record is from RefSeq and is a predicted model, not a curated record. Gene Ontology annotation, molecular function: structural constituent of chitin-based larval cuticle. Gene Ontology annotation, cellular component: chitin-based extracellular matrix. NCBI's taxonomy places the organism in Eukaryota, Metazoa, Arthropoda, Insecta, Hymenoptera, Halictidae.
CACGCGGUACCUAGAAAAUCAGCAACCGAGGUACACAUAAAUCGGGAAAAGACUUCAGUCCGAGUGAUGUACGUUCGCGCGAUAUUCCUUUUGAGCCUGACGGGCAUGGUGUUGGCCGCGGACCAGCAGAUCCCAAUCAUCAGUCAAAGCCAGGACAUCAGCCCGGACGGCAGUUUUUCUACGAAAUGGGAGACCGGGAAUGGGAUCUCCGUUCAAGAGGAGGGCUUCUUGAAGAAUCCCGGGCAGAAGGACGCGGAGGCCGAGGAAGUCCGCGGCUCGGCCUCGUGGACCGCGCCGGACGGCUCGAAAAUUAACCUUGGUUGGCUGGCCAACGAAAAUGGAGCCACUUUCGACGGCGCGCAUUUACCAACGCCACCCCCGCCCCAACCGAUACCGCCGCUCAUUCAGCGCGCCCUGGACUGGCUAGCUGCUCAUCCCUACAAAGAGGAGAAGAAUAGAUUGUAAUUUUGCAUGGCGUUCCAUUCCAGCGAGAUAACAUUCCGCGAAGGUAUCUACUCUCUUCCUGCGAGCUUGCGUCCUUUUCUCAAAACCAUUCGGCAGACUUUGCCCUCCGGUGAUGUUUUUGCGAGAAUGUAUAUUUGAGAAUUCCUGCUUUGAGAACGAAAUGCACCGUGAAAUUCGUAUCGAUGUUUACGCUGCGACGUGAACAAAUAUUGAAAGUAAAUAUUUCGGUAUCAUGCGGGAUUUAGCUUUUAAGAUAUCGCACGAUUAAUGUUUUUCACUGAUGAAACGUUCGAUGUUUUAUAUUUUCGUGCUGCGCGAGACUGGAAUAAAUUCUUUUCAUUGUCGUAUACGUGUUUCGUGUUCUUUUUAUAUUUCUGUGUUGUGUUGUGUAAUGAAGGGUUGAUUUUAAAUGUUUUAUUUUCCUUGUUGAUGUUCUAAUUAUGCGCGAGGCGUUCGGUAAGUUUCCGGAAAAUGUAAAUAAAGAGACGCAAAUUAAAUUGAACGUUUUAUUUUUCUACAAUGUUCCAUUUUAGUUAAAUAUUAAUACUUCGUUUACGUUUAAGCACAGAAAAUUACUAUUUUUCUGGAAGUAUUUUGAAUGUUCUUCAUACGAGGACGAGAAGGUUCAAAAGAUACAUUUCAAAAUUUUAAUUUAAAGAAUAUUCUUUAUAUUAUAGAAUUUUCUAUAUAUAGCGAAAGCCGAAAGUUUAAUCAAGGAGAAACUAUUAUAACAUGAUUAACUUUAGAAAAUAAUUUUAAAUUAAAAUUUUAACACCAAAGUCACUGCACAUAUCGCAAUGAUUGAUUCCAGUUUCUUUAUUUCGCAAUUAUUUAUAUCUUAAAAGUUGUUGAAUAUUCGAAACGAUUUUAAGAAUGAAUAAUUUCAUUUGAAUACCACACGUAUAAUAAGUAUGUGAAAAAGUAAAAAAUCUAUUGUCACAAUUUUUAUAAGGAUUAUAUAUUAAUCGCAUUAAACGUUCGGUAGUUGUAGCGUUAAAAAAAGUCUUUUUUGUAAAAGUAGCGUUGAUUUGGAGUCGAUGCUUAUGACAAUAAAUGAUAAAAGCAACGAGACACGCGCACAUACUGCAACAUUCAUGCACCAUCAUCUCUUUCAUCCUCGUUGAGUCCAAGAUACAAGGUUUGAAGGUGAACUCCAAGCGAAACUUUUUAAUACUGACCUAGUCUACGUUAUUGUCUGAUUUAUAUCU